Molecule: messenger RNA, 2300 nt
Organism: Capra hircus (goat)
Lineage: Eukaryota; Metazoa; Chordata; Mammalia; Artiodactyla; Bovidae
Gene: ANKRD54
Product: ankyrin repeat domain 54
Exons: 8
Coding region: 131-1030 (299 amino acids)
Biological process (GO): regulation of protein kinase activity; regulation of intracellular signal transduction
Cellular component (GO): nucleus; cytoplasm
Molecular function (GO): protein binding; protein kinase regulator activity
Source: RefSeq, a predicted model, not a curated record
UGCCGUGGUUGCAGGCCCGGCCCGCCAGCUCGUCCGCUGACAGCGAGCCUUUAGGGUGGAGGGAAGCGGGUCCGUUGGUCCGCCAGGCACGAGGCUCAGCCGGCGGCCAGGCCCGAGCGGAGCCGUUGCCAUGGCAGCCGCCGCCGGAGGCGCGGACGACGAGUCGCGCUCCGGCCGCUCGAGCUCCGACGGCGAGUGCGCGGUGGCGCCGGAGCCGCUGACAGGUCCCGAGGGCCUCUUCUCCUUCGCCGACUUUGGGUCUGCGCUGGGCGGCGGCGCGGGCCUCCCGGGCCGGGCGUCCGGCGGGGCCCAGUCCCCGUUGCGCUACCUGCACGUCCUGUGGCAGCAGGACACGGAGCCCCGCGAUGAGCUGCGCUGUAAAAUCCCCGCGAGCAGGCUGAGGCGCGCCGCCAGGCCCCACCGCCGGCUCGGGCCCACUGGCAAGGAGGUGCACGCUCUGAAAAGGCUGAGGGACUCAGCCAAUGCCAACGAUGUGGAAACAGUGCAGCAGCUCCUGGAGGAUGGCGCGGACCCCUGUGCAGCUGACGACAAGGGCCGCACUGCCCUGCACUUUGCCUCCUGCAAUGGCAACGACCAGAUUGUGCAGCUGCUUCUGGACCACGGAGCCGACCCCAACCAGCGAGAUGGGCUGGGGAACACACCACUGCACCUGGCGGCCUGCACCAACCACGCCCCCGUCAUCACCACGCUGCUGCGAGGAGGGGCCCGGGUGGACGCCCUGGACCGAGCAGGCCGCACACCCCUGCACCUGGCUAAGUCCAAGCUCAACAUCCUGCAGGAAGGCCACUCCCAAUGCCUGGAUGCUGUGCGGCUGGAGGUGAAGCAGAUCAUCCAGAUGCUGAGGGAGUACCUGGAGCGCCUAGGGCGGCAUGAGCAGCGGGAGCGGCUAGAUGACCUCUGCACCCGCCUCCAGAUGACAAGCACCCGCGAGCAGGUGGACGAAGUGACUGACCUGCUGGCCAGCUUCACCUCCCUCAGCUUGCAGAUGCAGAACAUGGAGAAGAGGUAGCGAGAGCCGCUCCCCGCCGUCCCUCCUGCUGCCCGCCCCGCCCCGCCCGCUGCCCUCUUGCUACAAAGAAAAGGCCUGGCACCUGGGACCCCGUCUGCCGAGGCCUCAUCCCAGCUGCUGGGAGGCAGAGGCGUUCUCUCACUGACCUCAGCGCCACUCCCAGCCACAGUCUGUCGUGUCCAUGGGCCGAGACCACAGCCCCCAGCUUCUUCCUUUGGCUCCCGCAGCAGCACAGCCAUGCCUCUGCCCUGGCUGACUUGACACGCGCUCUCCUCACAGGCCUCGCUCAUCCCACAGCCUCCCUGGUGCCCUCAGCGGGCCCCAGACCCUCCUCUGAGUCCCCUCCCGGCCGUGGGCUUGUUGCAGCCAGCCGGGUGGGCUUAGGGCAGGCACCCUCUGGCCUAGGGGGCUUCUUGGCUGGCCCUGCACCUCUCACCAGCACUUAGAUCAGGCUUGUCACCAGACUUGCAAGGAGACAUGGCAGCUACUUUCUUUGGUUUGGAAGGGGCCAGGGGGUUGGUGAAGCCUAGACCUUAGAAAUACAAGGUUAGGGAGGACCUAGCUGAACCCAAAGCAGAAAAUCCCUGGCCCUUUUUUCCCCAAUCACUGAAACACCGGGAGGGUGUAACCUUUCUGCAGCCUAGUUGUAGUAGGUGAGGAGAGGUCCUCAAGAUGGCCACGUUCUAGUCCCAGGAACCAGUGAACACCAUCUUAUAUGAUGAAAGGGACUUUCAGAUGUCAUUAAGCUAAGGUCUUUAGACAGGGCAAUUAUCCUGGAUUAUCCAGGCAAGCCUGAUGUAAUCACAUGGAUCCUUAUUAGAAGGAAGCAGGAGCUCAGAGAGGACGUAGGGGACAGGGUGACCAAAUCAAGAAACGAGUAAUGCAAGGUAGGGGUCACAAGGCAAGGAAUGAGGUGGCCUCCAGUAGCUGGAAAAGACAAGGAGGGCUUCCCUGGUGGGCCAGUGGUUAAGAAUCCACCUGCCAAUGCAAGGGACACAGGUUUGAUCCCUGGUCUGGGAAAAUCCCACAUGCCUCCAGGCAACUAAGCCUGUGUGCCGCAACUACUGAAGCCCGUGCACAGCAGUGAAGACCCAGUGCAGCCAAAAAAUAAAUUAAAAAAUAAUAAUAAUAAGGCAAGGAAAUGGAUUCUUCCUUCAUAACUUCCAGAAGGAACCAACCUGCUGACACCUUGAUUUUAGCUCAGAGACAGGUUUCAAAUUCUGACUGCCAGAACUGUAAGAGAAUAAAUUUGUGUUGUUUUAAGAUACUA